AUGAAAGCGAUUGAAGCGAUGAAAGCGGAUGACCCGGAUGAAAGCGAUGAAUGGUAUGAAAGCGAUGAAACAGAUGAAAACUAUGAAAAGUAUGACAGCGAUGAAACGGAUGAAAGAGAUGAAUGGUAUGAAAGCGAAGAAACGGAUGAAAGCGAUGAAUGGUAUGAAAGCGAUGAAACGGAUGAAAACUAUGAAAAGUAUGACAGCGAUGGAACGGAUGAAAGAGAUGAAAAGUAUAAAAGCGAUGAGAAGUACAAAAGGCAGAAAACUGAGAGAGCGAUGAAAAUUAUGAAAAUUAUGAAAGCGAUGAAACGUAUGAGAGCGAUGAAAAGUAUGUAA
This is a messenger RNA of Didymodactylos carnosus, 339 nucleotides long. NCBI's taxonomy places the organism in Eukaryota, Metazoa, Rotifera, Eurotatoria, Philodinida, Philodinidae. The record is from the annotation of a GenBank genome assembly.